Molecule: messenger RNA, 327 nt
Organism: Echinostoma caproni
Lineage: Eukaryota; Metazoa; Platyhelminthes; Trematoda; Plagiorchiida; Echinostomatidae
Source: the annotation of a GenBank genome assembly
AUGCACCAAAUACGUUCAGAGGAUUAUGCCAGUGCGAACGAUGAAUUCAUUGAUCCUGCAUCUUCAAGUACAAAGAUCACAAAACAGAAAUCCGGUCAUCCUGAAGUGCCUAACGAAGAGAUUCUUACACUCGCCCUACGAAACUCAUUACCAAGAAGAGUUCAAUUCGAAGAGGCACUUUUGAGGGAGGAGAGUUGCGGUUAUCCGGGCCUACGAGAUGACACCUACCCUGGGGCGGCCUAUUUCCUCGCGUCUCAAUUACGUGGGAUACUGCGUGCUAGCGCCAGUGCGGUCCAGUGCUUACGGGAUCCAGUCCGUGAUUGCUAA